Osmia bicornis bicornis is the source of this 2540-nucleotide messenger RNA. It is a transcript of the gene yata, whose product is annotated as N-terminal kinase-like protein. The transcript is spliced from 12 exons. Gene Ontology annotation, molecular function: protein kinase activity; ATP binding. The record is from RefSeq and is a predicted model, not a curated record. The coding region runs from base 98 to 2446 and encodes 782 amino acids. Lineage: Eukaryota; Metazoa; Arthropoda; Insecta; Hymenoptera; Megachilidae. Gene Ontology annotation, biological process: protein phosphorylation.
GUAUGAUCUGUAGUCAAUGUGUCAGUGACAUCACGAUAUGGUAUUCGUUCAAAGAAUGAUCUUGAUUUACGUAAAAAUAAGUAGUUAAAUCGUAAAAAUGUGGUCCUUUUUUUCAAGAGACCCUACUAAAGAUUUUCCAUAUGAAAUCGGUGAACCAGUUCCUGAUUUAGACGAUAAGAGUAUCUGGACUUUACAUAAAGCUAAGAAAAAGGGAUCUACGGGAGGCGAAGAUGUUUCGGUAUUUGUUUUUGAAUGCAAAAAUGGUAAUGAACAUCUUUUGGACAUAGCGCGAUCAGCAGUGAAACGAUUAAAAACACUUAGACAUCCAAGUAUUCUUGCAUAUCUUGAUAGUCUUGAGACCGAUAAAGUGAUUUAUUUAGCAACUGAACAUGUAGAAUCUUUAUAUAAUCGAUUGAAAAGAAAAUCUGAUACCAAUGAGGAAUCCAAGAAGCAGUUAUACUUUUCAUGGGGAAUAUUCCAAAUUACAAGAGCAUUAAACUUUUUAAAUAAUGAUGGCAAUCUACGACAUAACAAUGUUAAUUUAUGGACAGUAUACGUUAAUGAAGAAAGUGGAGAAUGGAAACUUGGUGGAGUUGAAUACAUGACAGCAGUAGAUGUUGUUUAUAAUGCAUUACCAUCAACAUUUCAACCAUAUUAUCCUGCAGAUAUUAAGGAGAAUGUGAAACCACCUACCAAAUGCUCGGUUGACAUGUGGGGACUUGGAUGCCUGAUCUGGGAAACUUAUAAUUGUCCACUGAGUUCAAGUUCACAGCUUAAAAUUCUUGAUAAAAUUCCAAAACAACUGCAAGUAAUAUAUCAAGAAUUGAUCAGUGGCAAUGCAGAAGGAAGACCAAAUCCUGCCGAUGUGAUAGCGCGUUGCCGUAGCAAUGGAGGAUUUUUUAAAAAUUCUCUUGUAGAUGCACUUUUAUUCUUGGAAGAAAUUCAGAUGAAAGAAAGAGGAGAAAAGGGUCGAUUCUUUUCGCAACUUGCCAAUCAAUUGGAAUCAUUUCCAGAUGGCGUUGGAAGAUAUAAAAUUUUACCACAAUUAUUGGCUGCCUUUGAAUUUGGUGAUGCUGGUAGUGCAGUAUUACCUCCUCUAUUACAGCUUGGCUGUCAAUUACCCGAUACCGAGUAUCAGCGAAGGGUUGUACCAUGCGUUGUGAAAUUAUUUGCAUCAAAUGAUAGAGCAACAAGAUUACGAUUGUUACAACAAUUGGAUCGAUUUGUUGAUCAUUUACAACCAGCCACGGUGAACGAAGCUAUCUUUCCACAGGUAGCUAAAGGAUUUUUAGAUACAAAUGCUGCAAUAAGGGAACAAACGAUAAAAUCAGUUGUACAUUUAGCGCCAAAAUUAGACUAUAAUAAUCUUAAUCUGGAAACAUUAAGGUAUUUUGCAAAACUUCAGUCGAAAGAUGAACACGGCGGAAUACGUACUAACACUACAGUGUGUUUAGGAAAAAUUGCUCAACAUCUUCAUCCUCAAAUUAGACAAAAGGUAUUAAUUGGAGCAUUUAUUCGAGGUACACGAGAUCCAUUUCCACCUGCCAGAACAGCUAGUAUUUUAGCAUUGGCUGCAACGCAGCAAUAUUUUUUGCUACAAGAAGUUGCAAAUCGUAUUUUACCAGCUUUAUGUCCACUUACUACCGAUGUAGAUAAAGGAGUAAGAGAUAAUGCCUUUCGAACGAUUCGCGGAUUUUUAUCAAAACUAGAAAGGGUAUCAGAAGAUCCUGGAUUACGUGAAUCUAUGGAGGCAGAUGUAAAUACAGCCACGCCUAGUCUCAGUAAUGCGGCAGCAACAUGGGCAGGUUGGGCUGUAACAGCAGUUACUGCCAAAUUUUAUCGUAGCCAAUCAGAUACACCUAAAUCAUCAAAUUCUAAUGCAUCUAGGAUUUUACUAAAUAAACCUGCAUCUUUGGAACAAGCUAGUAGUUCACAAAGUAGCGCUAGUACAACAGCUACGACAAGUAGUGCUACAAGUAUGACGUCGCUAGAUCAUGAUCAUGAGCACGGUCUACAAAAUGCCACGAAUACAAACUCGGAUUGUGAUUGGGAUUGGGAUGCAGAUAAUUGGGGUGACAUGGAACAACAACCUUCAACUACUUCGGGACAUGGGACGAGUAAUAUUUCACCAGCUCCUCACUCCUCUAAGUGUAAUGAUCAAUGGACAAGUCUUGAAGAAGAACCGGAAGAAGAAGCGGCACAGAGUAUAGAAGAUAAAAAUGAAUCUACUGAGACAGGAUGGGAAGAUUCAGAAUUUCAACCUCUAGAAGAUUUUCAACCAUUAGAUCAACCAGGGAACAAUGAAAGUGUUAAUACCCUUAGCGGAAAUAUAAAAUUAGAAGAAGCCAGAAGAAAACGCGAAGAACGUAAAUUAGCAAGACAAAGACAGAUGGAAGCUAAAAGAGCAGUAAAAUUACGAAAUAAUGUUGCUACCAAAAAGCUCUAAUUUAAAUGCCAUAAAAUAAAAAACAAUUGUGUAUUACAAAAGAAAAUUAAAAUAUGAUGAACACGAAAUAAGUAUUUUAUCUAUUAAUGACUAA